CACUCGCUCACAAAGUUUACAUUGAUAAAUAUAUUGAGUAUCACUUUCACAUUUGUGCUUGGUUCACUGUCUCUCAAGAAUAUAGUGUGCGAGAAAUCCUACUAGGCCUCUUAGAUUCCAUGAAAAUACAAAUUGAUUGUAGGAGUGAAAAGGACAUUGAUCAAUUAGGAGAACUCCUGUACAAGAACCUAAAGGGUAGGAGGUAUCUUCUUAUAAUGGAUGAUGUGUGGAAUAUCGAGGCCUGGGACAGUGUGAAAAGAUAUUUUCCAAAAGACGAACUUGGAAGUCGAAUCCUUUUAACUACUAGGCUUGAGAAUGUGGCCAAUGAUAUCAGCUCUGGUUCUCCUCUUCAUCAUGUUCGUUUUCUGAAUGACGAAGAAAGUUGGAAGUUAUUUCAUCUGAAGGUGUUUGGGGAAGGUUUUUGCCCUAUUGAAUUGGAAGAAAUUGGCAAGAAGAUUGCCCAAAAUUGUCGAGGACUUCCACUUGCAGUUGCUGUGAUUGGGGGCCUCCUAUCAAGGGCCACUAAAACACCACAAUAUUGGAGAAGUAUUGUAGAAAAUUUAAGUUCAGAAAUAACUUCAAAUGAUGAGCAAUGCUCUAAGAUACUUUCUUUGAGUUAUAAACAUUUGCCCUAUCAUUUGAAAGGGUGUUUCCUAUAUAUGGGAAUUUUUUCGGAAGAUUUUGAAAUCAAAGUCAAGGUACUCACCAAGUUGUGGGUUGCGGAGGGAAUCCUCAAACCAGCAUGCUCUAAAAUGUUGGAAGAUGUAGGAGAGGAGUGCUUUCUGGAUCUUGUUCAAAGAAGUCUUAUUUUGGUUCAAAAGAAAGGGUCUAAUGGAAAAAUUAAAACAUGCAGAAUUCAUGAUCUGUUACGGGACCUUUGUGUCAAAGAAGCUCAAAAGGAGAAGUUUCUCCAUGUCAUGAAGCAGAGUCUCUCUAAGAUUUAUGGAGGCCCUAGCAAUAGUAUGCGCCAUGUAAGUGUUCAUGUUGAGAAGAACUCUCUAUCAUUUUCAGACAGAGUGCAAUUUUACCAUGCAACUAAAGGUCAUAACAAAAAGCAAUUUUUAGGCAGGAUUAAAUUU
Molecule: messenger RNA, 1079 nt
Organism: Olea europaea var. sylvestris
Lineage: Eukaryota; Viridiplantae; Streptophyta; Magnoliopsida; Lamiales; Oleaceae
Product: putative disease resistance RPP13-like protein 3
Exons: 1
Biological process (GO): defense response to other organism
Molecular function (GO): ADP binding
Source: RefSeq, a predicted model, not a curated record